Nematocida homosporus is the source of this 3189-nucleotide messenger RNA. RefSeq lists its product as uncharacterized. Lineage: Eukaryota; Fungi; Microsporidia. Bases 1 to 3189 code for a protein of 1062 amino acids. The record is from RefSeq and is a predicted model, not a curated record. The transcript has a single exon.
AUGUUCAAUCAGAAAAUGAUUACCGUUAAGAUGUCCAAAAUUUCCGAUUUUAAAGUGAUUAGAUUCUGGUUUAGUCUUGGGAUGUGUGUCUUGGUUCUGUUUUUGAAUAGUGCAUCUGGAACAAGUGAAGCGGAUUUAGCAAUUGUGACUGCUCAGCCAGCUUCGCCUACCAUAGAAGAUGUGUUUAAAACCAUGAAAUUGAUUGGUUGUACUUUUAACAACAAGAUAGAAACAUUGUUGAUUAGACCGUAUAUUCCCAUUCCGCCAGCCGAGCCAGGCAUAGAUGCCGUAGCGGAAUUGGCCUUAAGUACACCCAAUAAUCCAGUACAAGACAAUGUUCCUAGUUAUAUGAUAGAGUACAAUGAACUGUCUAUCACAAUUGAUCUACCCGACUAUCCAAAUAUAGAUAGUGCCAAGGAGGCAUUGACCGAGUUAAGAAAGAUUGCCGUGAUUAAGAUGCCUGCUACUCAGUAUGUUUCUAUUUCAUACACAGUGGCCGAUCCAAUCUGUCAUCAUAUAAACUUGCAAAUUCUAUCUCGGCUUGUUAAUAUGUUUGUUGGUCCCACCAUAGAAAUCAGCUUGCAUCCCAAUCAGAAAAACAAAGCACCGCCCACCGAGCUAGUUAGGACUGCCUGCCAAGAAGAAGCUCAAAACACAAUUAGACAUGGUGCUCCAGAGUCGGCGUGUCAACGGCAAUUUUCAACUACAAAGAAUAGUAAGCUUCAGGAUUUGCUAAUCAGUGGCAUCUUUGUGUUACGGCCGAUUUACACAGUCUUUUUAGACGAGAACGAAGUUCAAAACACGCCGCUUCUUAUUCAUCUACCGCUAAAAACGAACUACAUCGUCGCUAUUUCAUCCCCGCCUAAAGUAGUUGAAAUUGAUUGUGGAUUCCUUCAAGCGAUCAAUGUCGAAUGCAGCCGCAUCAUUAUUGAUGGGCCUGAGAGUACGAAGAUAACACUAACUGGUCUUGAGAAUGCCACCACACGCCAUCCCGCGCUAGCUCUACAUAUGGAUUGUGAUACUUUUCGAUGUCUUUACAACCACAACACCACCCAGGUCAAAGUUCAUACUCUCUCCGGUCUUAAUAUCACUCCAGAGUCAGAAGAGCUAUUCUACCAAGGUAUUCAAAACUGUCCCUUUACUAAGCUAUGGCUUGAUGCUAUUAAGGUAGUUUCCAAAGUCUCCAAACGCAUGCCAUGCCGGUCCUUAGCCCAACACAGGGAAUAUUACACUCAAGAAUCCCUUAUCCACUAUGGUCUCCUCGUUGAGGAAGUUGAUCUCAACUACGAAGGCCAACGGGAUGAUUUAUAUCAAACCCUACAGGUCUUUUGCAAUAUCUGUGCUUUAUCGGCCAUGCCUAUUGACGUCCACAACAAAAGUAUUAUCUGCCAAGGCGGCACUCUUUGCGAUAAUAACUGGAUGCUUCAAGAGCGAGUUUGCAUUCAACUUGAGCAUCCUGAUUUAUCCUUCUGGCUCAAAAGAUAUCAAGAUAAGCACGCAAUGUGCUUCUGUCAAAACAUCCGCUACAGAGCCAUUGAAAUUAAAGGAGAUGAGUGCCCAAGAGACAACCAAACAAAAGAUUGUAUCGGCUUGCUAAAGGUGUUUCGAAGCAUUACUGCCCAGGAACUUAAGAUCACAAACAUUUGCAACAACAAUGAAACCGCCAGUGACUUUAAUUUAGAUACUCUAAUAACCGAGACCACUAAAGGGCCCAAAUACUCCCUUGAUGUCAAAAUUCUGAUCUUAGACAAUGUUGAUAUCAGCAUUAUUUAUUGGAUAUUGGGACACUACGACUUAGAUGGCCCGAUCGAGAUCCAUAUUCUGAACCAGCACUUCACCAACCUUGCAAUCACCCAGAUUCUCGCCUUCUCUAAAGCCCAAAAUGUCAAAGCACUCGUGAUCAAUGACUUCCUUGAAUUAGAUGAAGUCAAGUAUCACAAGCACCCAGAUCAAAUUCAAGAGUUCUCCCUAUUCAAACAUGUAGCAACGGCUAUACAAGCAAACAAAACAGUUCAGAGUCUUGGCUUAGACAAACUGUCUCUACUGCUGGGCAAGACUGACUUUAGCCUGCAUAAUGACGUGUUGGAAGAGCUUUGUAGCUAUGGAAUUCAAAUUAGAAGUGUAUUAUUUGAUGCCUACCUCGCAUGCACUGCAAUGAAUCCUAAGCAAGCCAGCAUAGCAAAUAAGGACGAGUUUGCGCUCUAUGACAUUAAUCUAAUGGCCUUAAAAACCGACUAUGCCCAAUGUCAUGCCAAAAGCCUAUUACAAUCAAGCUCAACCCAAUCACAGGAAUCUUUAAUUCAAAAACAAAGUCUUAAUAGCUUAACCCUACAUUUUAGCGACAACCAAUCAAUAACUGAAGAAAGUCUAGUAACUAUUGUCCGUUGGGUGUCUUGUCGAUUUGUGGGCGUGGCUACGUUGCGACUAGCAAGUGUUGAGAUACCGGAACAAGAGCGAAAGACCAUCGCAUCGCGUGCCUACUUAAUUCGUGAUCUUGAGUUGCUCAAUAGUAUUCAAUUAGAGACUACAGAUGCAAGCCAUUCAUAUAUCGAGUUGUUGUCUCAGUCAUACCACAAUAACUCUGUGGUAAACUUCCCCAAUCCCAACUCCGAAUUCACUGCCGUCUCAUCUACCAUGCUACUUUCUCUUCACAACCAGCUUGACAGUCUUAAUGACCUCAUACCCGAACACGCCAACAACAAUGCUUCCCUUCAAAAGAUCAUAACACAUCUCAAGAACAACAAAAAUGAUGUCGGUUGUCCCAUUUGUUUCCAAGGUCUUGUUAUUCCACAAAAAGGCGAACAAGAGGAUGAUGUACCACCCGCCAAACGAUUUUGUCCAGUGUUUGUUCCGACUGAAGAUUUAACAAUGCUUUGCUUCUUCAAGUGUGGACAUCCUGUUUGUCAUACGUGCAUGCCCAAUGUUCAGAAAACCAAUAAGUGUCCAACUUGUAUGGGUGAAAAGAUGUGGGAGAAUGUUCACCAACUGAUAAGCAUUCCUUUGUCUAGCGUUGUUUUUGCCAAAGAUGACUCUGAAGUACCUUUUGCCAACCCUAAAUGGCUAGAAGCCAUUACAUGGCAUGAUGGCCAAGUUUAUUUCUAUUUACACUACAAAGACAUUCCCGAUCUCCUCACCAACCUCAACAGUCAUACGACCUAUGGCGAGGGCCAUCGUAUUCACAUUAUUUGA